AUGUCACUGAGCCCUAAACACUCCACUCCGUUUUCUGUGACUGACAUUCUCAAUCCACUCGACGAAAGUUACAAAAGAGCCGCUGUCGUUGCCUCUGUCGAUGCGAGCGGAUCUCCUACACCACUAGUUACUACAGCGUCAAUCUCAUAUCGCAAUCUCCACAACGAAGGAAACAUGAACGUGCCUGCGACCAACCCAUACAUGGUACCCCAACUGGCCCAUCCGAACUCUUUCGCCAGUCAGUACUGCAACGGUGCCGAACUUUCACACUACGGCACCCAUGUUCGCCAGAACGCAACAGGGUGGUACGGACCAUCCCCAGACCCGCGCUUCGCAAUUUCCCGUUUGAUGGGCUCACCUCCAGGGAUGCCUAUGUCGAACAUGAACAUGUCGACAUUCAGUACCUGCAGCGUGGCCACAGCAGCUGAAACCAAGGCUGUCCAGUUUCCUCUGUCACAGCGACGUAAGCGGCGGGUGUUGUUUACUCAGGCCCAGGUGUAUGAACUGGAACGUCGUUUCAAGCAGCAGAAAUACCUCUCUGCUCCGGAGAGAGAACACUUGGCCAACUUGAUCCAUCUAACCCCUACUCAGGUUAAAAUUUGGUUUCAGAAUCAUCGCUACAAGUGUAAGAGGCAGGCUAAAGAGAAGGCUAUGACCGAGGAGCAAACUCAACAGUCACAGCAACAUUCCGUAAGAAAAGUCGCCGUGCCCGUGUUAGUCAAGGACGGCAAACCCUUUUCGACCAGCUCGGGACACCACGAAAGUAUCACACCAGUUAGUGGCAGAACUAACAGUGGCAUGAGAACAGCAUAUUUACAUUUGUCCGAUCCACAUCAAAUUCAGACUAUUCUUGAAGAUCCUCCAGAUCUGGUCGAGCCGUGUGCACAAAACGCUGUAAUUAGCCGUUCUCACUCUUUCUCACAAUCUGCAGGGGCCUGCGGUCAACACCUUGGUCCCCACAACAAGUUAGAUCUCGGUUCUGGAUUGACUAUGUCAAACAGUAACGUCUGUCCGGCCUACCUUCAGAUUCAAGGUAGAACGUGGUAAGCACAGUCAACAUUACUGACUAAUCCAUUGUGGUUCUAUAU
Molecule: messenger RNA, 1088 nt
Organism: Limulus polyphemus (Atlantic horseshoe crab)
Lineage: Eukaryota; Metazoa; Arthropoda; Merostomata; Xiphosura; Limulidae
Product: homeobox protein Nkx-2.1-like
Exons: 2
Coding region: 1-1047 (348 amino acids)
Biological process (GO): regulation of transcription by RNA polymerase II; cell differentiation
Cellular component (GO): nucleus
Molecular function (GO): RNA polymerase II cis-regulatory region sequence-specific DNA binding; DNA-binding transcription factor activity, RNA polymerase II-specific
Source: RefSeq, a predicted model, not a curated record